UCCGCCGCCGAUCCGAGAUGCUUUUCCUCGGCUUCCCGCAGGAGAGAUUCCUUGGCGACGGACCGCGGCAACCAACCCCAUUGCGCCUAGCCUACAAAUGGCUCAGUCCGAUCUGAUCCUCCCUGGACGGACGAUAUAGCACAACAUGGCUAAAGCCUGCUGGUUGCCGUUCCUCGUAGCCAUCCUACUUGUCGCCAUGGCCGCGGUGACGCCACGACUUGCGGCGCAGGCCUCGCCGGAAGAGGCUGCCGGUGCCCGUGGUGUCAGGUUGCACGUCGGCCAGCGCCAGGUGGUCGUGGACAACGGCGUGGUGCAGGUGGCCAUGUCGGUGCCGGAGGGCCGGAUCACCCGCGUCGGCUACGGCGGCGAGCCCAACAACCUGCUGGAGUAUGACGCCGGCCAGGGCGACUCCGGCGGGUACUGGGAUUCGGUUUGGAACUAUCCCGACUCCGAUCUUCCGGGGCAAUACAAUACGUUGGAUAGUACAGAGUUCAACGUAGUGUCCUCAAGUGAAGAUCAAGUGGAGCUUUCUUUCAGGAGCACAUACAACCCAUCGCUUCAAAACAGCUUUCAGCUAAACAUCGAUAAGAGGCUUGUGAUGCUCAGAGGUAGCUCUGGGUUCUACUGCUAUGCCAUCUUUGAGCAUGCCAGGGACCACCCUGCGAUGAACAUCACCGAGGCUCGGCUCGUCUUCAAGCUUAACAUGGGAAAGUUCAAUUACAUGGCCAUUACAGACGACAUACAGAGGUACAUGCCAAGUGCUAUCGACAGAGAUGAACCUCGUGCUGUCCCACUGGCUUACAAGGAGGCUGUUCUCCUGGUUGACCCCAAGGAACCCCAGUUCCGAGGAGAGGUGGAUGACAAAUACCAGUACUCGCUGGAUAACAAGGACAACGUUGUUCAUGGAUGGAUCAGUGGCGGUGAACUGAACCCCAUGGGUUUCUGGGUCAUCACGCCCAGCAACGAGUUCAAGAGCGGCGGGCCUUUCAAGCGGGAGCUCACAUCCCAUGUCGGCCCCACAUCCCUCACGAUGUUUUUUGGGACACAUUACAUUGGUAAGUACAUGGUGGCCAAGAUCGCCGACGGUGAGAGCUGGAAGAAAGUCCUAGGUCCGGUGUUCAUCUACCUCAACUCAAGCCCCAAGAGCGGCAACAACCUCCAAGCUCUCUGGGAAGACGCCAAAGCACAGGCACAAGGAGAGGCGAGGAACUGGCCCUACAGCUUCCUUGCAUCGCCAGACUUCCCCAAGGCAGCCGAGAGGGGAUCCAUUGCAGGGAGGCUCCUCGUCAGAGACAGGUACGUGAGCAAGAAAGACAUGCCUGCUGCGAUGGCUUACAUUGGGCUCGCCGUGCCCGGGCAGCCUGGCUCCUGGGCCACAGAGAGCAAGGGGUACCAGUUCUGGACAAGGGCCGCCUCCGAUGGAGCUUUCAGCAUCGACAAUGUCCGGGAAGGAGUGUAUGAUCUUUACGCGUUUGUUCCCGGGAUUCUUGGAGACUACUCCUACAGUUCACCUCUAACCAUAGCCCCAGGUCGUGUCAUGAGCGUCGGUGACCUUGUGUUCGAGCCCCUGAGGUCAGGCCCGACGCUGUGGGAGAUUGGUGUCCCGGACCGGGCAGCAGCGGAGUUCUACAUCCCUGAUCCUGACCCCAAGUACAUCAACAGGCUCUUCGUCAACAAAGACAGGUACAGGCAGUACGGCUUGUGGGAGCGAUACGCUGCCUUGUACCCAGAGAAGGACCUCAUCUUCACGGUCGGUAGAAGCGACGAAUCCAAGGACUGGUUCUUUGCGCAAGUCACAAGGAAGGUUGGCCAGGACUCCGUGCCAACGACAGGGCAGAUUCGGUUCAACCUGGACCGCGUCAUGGCAGGCGGCACCUACACGCUGCGGAUCGCCCUUGCUGCUUCUGAAACGUGCAGGUUGCAGGUGCAAGUGAACGGGGGUGCGAGGAGAGACGGCAGCGGGGUGUUCACGACGCCGGAGAUGGGGGACGACAACGCGGUCGCGCGCCACGGGAUCCACGGCCUGCAGUGGAGCCUCGAGUUCGCGAUCGGGGGGCACCUGCUGCUCCAAGGUGACAACGCCAUAGACAUUAAAGUCGCUCAGGCCGGAGCCGGAGGUCCGGCGGCGGCCAGGAUCGCCGGGGUCAUGUACGACUACAUCCGCCUGGAAGGGCCUUCCUCCGGAGGCGUUCUGAAGAUUGCGCCCCUUGGCCGGGUUUGGAUGGGGAUUUUGUUUGGGUCUUCGAUGGCCUUCCUCGUCAUCAUGUGAAUGUUCCAGUAGUGUGCGCGACCUGGCAUGCAGUGGAAGCAACAGUAGUUUUUGGGCCUGUCUAUUGGGCAUUCGUGCAUUUCAGCCCAGCCCAGCGGGAAUUCUAUUCGGCUGGCUUAUCAGCCAACUAUAGUAGUGGGUUUUUCUCAUAUCAAAUCAGCACUAGCUACCAA
Panicum virgatum (switchgrass) is the source of this 2442-nucleotide messenger RNA. RefSeq names its product rhamnogalacturonate lyase-like. Bases 146 to 2269 code for a protein of 707 amino acids. The record is from RefSeq and is a predicted model, not a curated record. Gene Ontology annotation, biological process: carbohydrate metabolic process. Lineage: Eukaryota; Viridiplantae; Streptophyta; Magnoliopsida; Poales; Poaceae. Gene Ontology annotation, molecular function: carbohydrate binding; catalytic activity. The transcript has 12 exons.